Durotheca rogersii is the source of this 1557-nucleotide messenger RNA. RefSeq names its product kinase-like protein. The transcript has 4 exons. The record is from RefSeq and is a predicted model, not a curated record. Gene Ontology annotation, molecular function: protein kinase activity; ATP binding. Lineage: Eukaryota; Fungi; Ascomycota; Sordariomycetes; Xylariales; Xylariaceae. Gene Ontology annotation, biological process: protein phosphorylation. The coding region runs from base 1 to 1557 and encodes 518 amino acids.
AUGUCCGACUCAUUCGCACCGCGCUCGAUGAAGCGCAAGAAUGUCAAAGGUCUGGCGCUAGCUCCCGCAGCACCCAAGCCCUCUGCGAACAACACCGACCGCCAGCCUGACUGGGGCUUUGGUGGCUCGCGAGCGGACGAGGUGGGCCAGGAAGCCCAACUCGAGAUCGGUAUCGAGUUCAACCUCGAUCUUCGGCAAGAAGAUAUUGAAAUUGUGAAGGAGCUCGGAUCCGGAAAUGGAGGCACAGUUAGCAAGGUCAAGCACUUGCCUACAGGCACGACGAUGGCUCGCAAGGUCAUCCACGUCGAGGCUAAGAAAGAACUACGGAAACGAAUCGUGCGCGAACUCCAGAUCAUGCACGGUUGCCAUUCCGACUACAUCGUGACGUUUUACGGAGCCUUCCUGAACGACCACAACGAUGUGAUAAUGUGCAUGGAAUACAUGGAUGUCGGAUCACUGGAUAGGGUCUCGCGCCUUUUUGGCCCGAUUCGCGUCGAUGUGCUUGGUAAGAUCGCGGAGGCGACGCUCGGCGGUUUGACGUAUCUGUAUUCCAAAUUACACAUCAUGCACCGAGAUAUCAAGCCUUCCAACAUCCUCGUAAACUCGCGGGGGCACAUCAAGCUCUGCGAUUUCGGAGUGUCCGGAGAAUUGGUUAACUCUAUCGCCGAUACCUUCGUCGGCACGUCGACGUAUAUGGCCCCCGAACGAAUCCAGGGCGAGAAGUACACGGUCAAGUCGGACGUGUGGAGCUUCGGUCUCAGCAUUAUGGAGCUGGCCAUCGGCAAGUUUCCGUUCGCUGCGAGCGAGCAGCUCUCGGAUGGGGAUGGAGCACCUGCCGGGAUCCUGGACCUCCUUCAGCAGAUCGUUCAUGAGCCUGCGCCAAAACUGCCCAAGAGCGAUGCCUUUCCGUCCAUCCUAGAAGAUAUGGUUCAGAAGUGCUUAGCAAAGGACCCCGACGAGCGCCCGACGCCUCAGGACCUCUGGGAACGGGACCCGUUUGUCCAGGCCGCCAAGCGGACGCCCGUAGACUUGAGACAAUGGGCCGUGGGGCUGAUGGAGAAGGACAAUCGCAAGUCACAUUUGGUUCCCCAGCUUUCGCCGGCUACCCGAGACCUCCUGCGAACGAACGAGUCUCCUGCGUAUCAGAACGAUGACGCCGCGUACACGCCCACUUCCGGUGACAUCCCGAUCGCGGGCGCCAUCAUUUCGCCGAGAGAUCAUCAAGGCCACACACAGAAUCGAUCACCCACGCGCAACGGUGUGGGAAGUUUGGGACGCGCGGCAGGUUCCCACGCUCAUCCUGGCCUGGGUCCAAGGUCAUCAACAUCUUCCUCCAUCCCCAAGGUAUCGAAUGCGGAUCUCUCGCAACCUGCAGGCACCGGCGCGGGAUCGACAUUCACUUUACCCGUAAGGCCUGCCCCUCCUGGCGGACCAUUGCCGCCACCCCCUCCGAGAAAAGAAACUCCGGACGAGCUGCGGCGGGAGAAUAGGCGGCAGGCCACAUUUGGGCCAUUGUCAAAUGGCGGGUACGGUAACGCCGGCUACCCGUCGAGAUAA